CGACGAUGACGUCGCAUGCGCCAUGUGAAAGCUCGCGCCGAUGAGGUUUGCGGAUGUUUCUGCGCGUGUGCGCUCAGCUGACAGAUUCACAGCAAGGUUGUAGGAGCAGUCGCAGUGGGCGAACUGUCCCAGGCUAUCAUGGAGAACAGCUCCUCUCUGGGCAGAGUAAGUGGAUCCACUGAAUCUGUGUCAACCGUCACCAGUGAGGAGUUCGUGCUGGUUCAGCCCACCGCUGGGGGGUCACCGUCCAGCUCGGAGGGGAGGCCAAAACUAAAGAUGACAUUGAAUGGUAGCGAGCAGUUGGAGCGGGCGAUGGAGGAGGUGCUAGAUGAUGUAGUUGAUGGAUCUGGACCUGCAGAGGAAACAGGUGGUCGGGAGGCUCCUGCAACACCCAGCUCUCACAUCAGACCACCCAGUCUAAAUCUGGACACAUCCACACCUGAAGCGUUGGGCGAUUCGGCAGUGCAAGAGGAGGACAGCGUUCAGUUCAGCAAACUCUCCUAUCUGGGGUGCACCUGGGUGAAGGCUCCUCGUAAUGAGACCGAAGCUCAGAAAGCCAUGGCCACCUUGCGGGCAGAGAGUGCCAUUCCCAUCCCCGUCACCCUUCAUGUGCCCAGCAGUCCGGAAGGCUGCGUACGAGUUGUCGACCAGGCCACUGGAACAGAGAUCGCAUCUUUUCCCAUCUAUAAAGUGUUGUUCUGCGCACGAGGACAAGAGGGCUCUGUCGAGAGCGAUUGCUUUUGCUUCACCGAGAGCUACCGCAGCACUGAGGAGUUUCAAAUCCAUGUCUUCUCCUGCCAUAUUAAAGAGGCUGUUAGUCGCAUUCUCUAUAGCUUCUCAACAGCCUUCAAGCGUUCGUCAAAAGCUGCCACUGACAUGCGAGACGCUGCGUUGCCUCUGUCCCCCGAUAGCGACGUUUUCACCUUCGCCGUUUCGCUAGAAGUGAAAGAAGAUGAUGGGAAAGGAAACUUCAGCCCUGUCCCUAAAGACAGAGAAAAAUAUUAUUUCAAGCUACGGCAAGGUGUGCCGAAAAAGGUGGUGGUCACCGUCCAGCAAAUGAACAAUAAGGAGCUGGUGAUAGAGAGGUGCUUUGGGAUGUUGCUCAGCCCUGGGCAGAAGGUUCGAAACAGUGACAUGCAUCUUCUCGAAAUGGAGUCCAUGGGGAAAAACGCUGAUGGCAAGGCGUAUGUUAUCACUGGGACCUGGAACCCAAACACUCCAGCUUUCCAGCCACUCAACGAAGAGACACCGAAAGACAAGCAGGUGUACAUGACGGUCGCUGUGGACCUGGUGGUGACUGAGGUUGUAGAGCCUGUUCGGUUCCUCAUGGAGGCACUGGUGAGGGUCUACCCAGCAAAUGAGAGGUUCUGGUAUUUCAGCAGGAAGGCAUUCUCGGAGACCUUCUACCUCAAACUCAAACAGGCCACAGGAAAGGGCAGCCAGGGAGAUGCCAUAUUUGAAGUGGUGAGCCUGCAGAAACACACGGAGUGUGCGGCUGGAUCACGUGGCCGCCUGCAGUCUCCCACUGAGGAAGAGGAACCAGAGGAAGAUAGCGACAGCGAGAUCUCUAGCGGGACCGGAGAUGUGUCGAAGGACUGUCCCGAGAAAAUUCUGGAAUCCUGGGGAGGGAUCCUCAACAGAUGGCAAGGAAACCUGUCGGCGCGGCCCAAGGGUCUGUCUGCUCUGGUGAAGCCUGGGAUCCCGGAGGCCUUACGAGCUGAAGUCUGGCAGCUCCUGUCUGGAUGCCACCACGAUCAGUCUCUACUAGACCAAUAUCGGAUCCUCAUCACUAAAGACUCCGCCCAGGAGACGGUCAUCACUAGAGACAUCCAUCGCACCUUCCCCGCUCACGACUACUUCAAGGACUCAGGUGGUGAUGGACAAGACUCCCUCUACAAGAUCUGCAAGGCAUACUCUGUGUACGAUGAAGAGAUUGGCUAUUGCCAGGGUCAGUCAUUCCUGGCGGCUGUUUUACUUCUACAUAUGCCCGAGGAACAAGCCUUCUGCGUGCUGGUGAAGAUCAUGUACCACUACGGCCUUCGAGAGCUCUACAAAAACAACUUUGAAGAUCUUCACUGCAAGUUCUACCAGCUGGAACGUCUGCUGCAGGAGCAGUUGCCAGACCUGUGGUCUCACUUCCAGGACCUGAAUCUGGAAGCCCAUAUGUACGCAUCCCAGUGGUUCUUAACACUCUUUACCGCCAAGUUUCCUCUCUGCAUGGUCUUCCAUAUCACGGAUCUGCUGCUGUACGAGGGGUUGAACAUCAUCUUCAAUGUGGCUCUGGCUCUUUUGAAGACCUCUAAGGAAGACUUGCUUCAGGCCGACUUUGAGGGAGCCCUAAAAUUUUUCCGGGUCCAGCUCCCGAAACGCUACAGGGCGGCGGAGAACGCCCGGCGCCUUAUGGAGCAAGCCUGCAAUAUCAAGGUGCCCACCAAGAAGCUGAAGAAGUUUGAGAAGGAGUACCAGUCGCUCCGAGAGAGCCAGCUCCAGCAGGAAGACCCCAUCGACCGAUAUCAGAGAGAAAACCGGCGACUGCAGGAGGCCAGCAUGCGUCUGGAGCAGGAAAACGACGAUCUUGCCCAUGAACUGGUGACCAGUAAAAUAGCGCUGAGAAGUGAUCUGGACCAGGCAGAAGACAAAGCAGAUGUUUUGAACAAAGAACUGCUUAACACAAAGCAACGUCUGGUAGAAACAGAAGAGGAAAAGAGGAGACAAGAAGAAGAGACUGCUCAGUUAAAGGAAGUGUUCAGAAGAGAAUUGGAGAAAGCCGAACAUGAGAUCAAGAAGACAACAGCCAUCAUAGCCGAAUAUAAACAGAUAUGUUCUCAGUUAAGUACCAGGUUGGAAAAGCAGCAGGCAUCAACAAAAGAAGAACUAGAUAUAGUCAAGGCUAAAGUGAUGGCGUGUGAACGCUGUAGAGAGGUAUUCAGCAAAGAAGGACCCUUACAGAUCCCAGCCGUGAGUCAGGACAACCGGGACUCGGAUUUGGACGAGGAGAAGGAUUCGCUCAAGGCGCAGCUCCGGGAGCUUGAACUGGAACUGGCCCAAACUAAACUCCAACUGGUGGAGGCCAAGUGCAAAAUCCAGGAGCUGGAACAUCAAAGGGGAGUUUUGAUGACCGAGGUCCAAGCUGCCAAAAACUCAUGGUUCAGUAAAACUUUGGGCUCUCUCAAGACUUCAGCGGGUAACCAGUCACCCUCCUCACCCAAGGAGGGCCAGUAGGACUUAACCAAUGACUUAAAAGGGGGCGUGGCCCUACCGCUUUGCCAAUCCCUGUAGAAAACAACAACAACACUACUAGCAACGCAACACGGCAAUGCAGUAUUCCCUCACGUGACAUGGACCAAACCUGACCGCAGGACUACUGGUCACAGUUAAUAGUCAAUGAUGCUGUUAGUAUUUCUCACUAGUAAACACAGCUGUGUGAUGUCAUCGUGGACAGAAACUGAUGAAGUGCUGCCACCUAGUGGAUAGUAACUGUACAACAGGACUGUUUAUUUGGAAAAAAAACUAAACAUAAUUUAGCUUGAUCGUCGAUCGAGGCGCAGAAGCGUUGUUUUUAGUUAAGAGGGAAUACUGCAUUCGAGUAAAAAUACAUAUUUGUUUUUCUAUAUAGAAAUACUAAACGUAAUUGUUUUGUCUUAUAAAUGUGUAUAACUAAACGUCGAUUUUUAUUUUAAUCUUGUACAGUUCUGAAAGAAAAGUGCUUUAUUAUUUUUUACAACUUUUGAAUAUGUCUUCUUUAUAGUCGAAUACUUAAAAGCACACAAGACCAUAUAUCCGUCCUUUCUUACUCAUCCGAUGCCAUAGGCUGUUCUCAGAUCAGUUUUGCUUAACGCUGACGUGUAACGCAUUGGUCACACAUAGUCCCGUAUAUGCGCUAUAAAAUGACGGACGGCAUGCAGAAACCACAAACAUGUCAAAGCUUGGAGAAAAGCCUCUUGUGACUUUAAAGCCAUACACAAUGCACAAUUAAAUCAAUGCUCUUUGUCUGGAUGUCCAUAUUUUGGUCAUAGUUUUCCUAUUAAAGUAUGAAGUGUUGUAUAUUUCACGAAGAAAAGUGGAAAUUCUGCAUGGCCCUUAUGCAUAUUAACAAGUAGUCCAUAUUGUGAACACGUUUUAUUUACACUAAUGUACAAAAAAUUUACUUUAAACUGUGAUUUAAAGAUGCCAAACUAAUUAUUAUUAAAAUUACAAAACACUUCAGUAAUGUUAACUGAUUAUAUGAAGUGGGACAGCUACAGGUGUUUUUGUAUUAGGAUCUAUGGGGAAACAGAUCUAUGUUCCUUCUGUAAGAUGCAUUUACAGGUUUACAUAUAAAUUAAUCUGGAUUAUUCACCGCCGUUUCAUCCUGCUGACAGUAAAUUUUUGGUUUAUGGUCUCAUAACAUGUUGUUUGACGCCUUUUGUUGUUUCAAUAAACAGUAACAGUAUUCUGA
Paramisgurnus dabryanus is the source of this 4438-nucleotide messenger RNA. RefSeq names its product RAB GTPase activating protein 1-like (gene rabgap1l). Gene Ontology annotation, biological process: regulation of GTPase activity. The record is from RefSeq and is a predicted model, not a curated record. Gene Ontology annotation, molecular function: small GTPase binding; GTPase activator activity. Lineage: Eukaryota; Metazoa; Chordata; Actinopteri; Cypriniformes; Cobitidae.